This is a messenger RNA of Nymphalis io (European peacock), 2354 nucleotides long. RefSeq names its product golgin-45. Gene Ontology annotation, biological process: Golgi organization; Golgi to plasma membrane protein transport. Bases 119 to 1369 code for a protein of 416 amino acids. The record is from RefSeq and is a predicted model, not a curated record. Gene Ontology annotation, cellular component: Golgi membrane. NCBI's taxonomy places the organism in Eukaryota, Metazoa, Arthropoda, Insecta, Lepidoptera, Nymphalidae. The transcript is spliced from 6 exons.
UUUGACAGUUGCGCGUUUGUCAAGUACCUAAUAAAAACGUAAACGUAACACAAAAUAUUAUUUUCUAAUUUUGUUUUAACCAUUCUAUUGAAAACAAAUUAAUAUUCUUACAUUUAACAUGGAUACAUUAAUUUCAUUUAACUCUAAAAUAAUGAAUAAAAUUAGAACAGCGGGUGAUGGUAUGGAAUCAAAUGAAAAUGUAAAUGAAAACAAAAUAAAUAAACCUGAAUCCAGAACGGUUCUACGGGCAAGUAGUAAAGAAUCUUUACUUCCUGGUCGCUUAGUUCAAAUAUAUCCCUCAAAAAUAAUUACGCCUGAAAAGAAAAGUUCUCAUAUAUACUCUAAGAAUCCAAAGUUCGUUCCAUACGAGCCCUACGCAGGUGCUGUCAAACCGAUAACUCCUCGACUUUUGUUAAAAGGAAACAAAAAAUCAAGAAAUCGCAUGGAUAUUAACAAACUAAUUAACCAGAUGUCACAAAUGAAUACUAACAUUAACGAAUUUAAGCCUAGAAGAAAACUUGCAUCUUGCAGUGAUAAGUCCGAAACAGAUUCAGAUAAACCAAGAAUUGAUAAUGAAAUUCAAAAGAAAUUAGAAGAAUUAACAAAAGAAAAUGAAAAUUUAAAGGAGCAACUGAAACAACAAGCCCAGGUAAAUAAGGAGUUAAAGACAAUGCUUGUGGCCUCUAUGGGUGAAGAUCUUGAGUUUCAAGUCCAUUCCCUUAAUGAAGAUAAGAAACACUUAGCUAAUGCUUUAGUCAAUUCUGCACAACAUUUGUCUACACAUCAGGAACAAACUGAAUGGCUAGCUGGUCAAUGUGAAGUAUGGAGAAGUAAAUUCCUUGCUAGCAGCCUUAUGAUUGAAGAACUGGCGCAGUGCAAGAAAAUGCUUAAUGAGAAAACAGUGAACUUGAAUCAAGCAGUAAAACAAUUGCUUGAUGAGAGAUGUCGAAUGAGGGAUAUGAUGAUUUGCACAUACAAAAACUUGUACAGCCUUCAUGAGAAUUGGUUAGAAAGUGUGGCUAUUUCUGAAUGCAUGGGAAGUAAACAUAGACCAAUAGGCAAUCUUAACUUUAACACUACAAUGCCUCAUUCUGCUAGUGUCCUUGAUUUAGCAUCUACAAAUUUAAAAUUGUCUGAAAACAUUAGCAGUUCAACAGAGAAACAAACUAUUAAUCAUUUAGAUUCUCUAGCCACAGCCACUGAGGCCGAGAUAUAUGCAGAGAAAGUUAUGGCAAUGCCAUUUGAAAUGAAGAAAUUAAAUGAAGAACCAGUAAAUGCUCUUGUUCAUCACGCUUACAACAAUAGUGGGAUCAUAUCACCACCGGUUGCAUCUUGCAUGCAUUGUAAUGGAAAAGUUCAAUUGCUGUAAAUAAUACAUUUUUGAUUCAAAUUUGAAAUAAAAUUUGACUAAGCUUGAGCUUUAAUUUAUAUUACCUAUUCAUAACUUUUUAAAUUAAAUAUAUACAUAUGUAAUUCAUAUUAAUAUCUGUAUAAUUAAUAGCUCAAAAUUGCACAAUCAUACAUAAUAAGAAGCAAAUUUUAAAAUCAGGAAACUGUGUUUAUUGUAGUAUUAAUUGUAUUGUUCAAGGAAAGAGGUAAUUGUAUAAAGAAGACACCAUUAAAAAGCUAAGACACCAUUUUCAUUCAGAUUUUAUUUUAUAAGUCUUACACUUUUUAUGAAUUUUAUUAUUUAGUUUUUGAUAUAACUAUUGUAUAAAAUAAAUAUGAAACUGUAUAUUAUUAAUGAUUACUAAGGUGGUUACUAUCUAUUAGAUUUCUGUUAAGAUUAAAACAGUAGUUCAACAACGAUAGCAUCAAAACCGAGGUUUUAGUUUUAAUUAGUUUCGUGCGACGCACAGUUUAUAAAACAUUUGCAAAUGACAUAUUUCGCUAGCUCACCAUCUGAAACGAAACUUGGAUUUGCACUCAUCCAAAUUUUAUCACGAAUUUUUGCUGCCAAUGUCAUAUCUGAUCUAGAGUACAUCCAAGAGUUGUAAUAUUAUUUAAAUAUUCAAUACAUAUAGUAUGUAUAUAAUAUAUGUACGGGGUAGAUUCAUUUUUAAAAAUAUUAAGCAAUAUUAUGUAAGUACCUACUUCAUCAAAAUCAUAAUAGUUAGUAAAAUGGCAUUACCGGUAUAGUAAAUGUUUAACUGAUAUUUGUUCACACCAAUUGAAAUGUUUUCACUCUACAAAUAAAAGCUUUAAAUUAUUUUCAUAGGUUUAGAACUUGAUGGCUGAAAACACAUAUAUGUUGCAUGAAGUUAUAGUAUAUCCUGUAAUAUGAAUACUUAUUUAAAAAUGUAAAUAUUUGUUAAAUUCUCAUUUGCAAUAAUAAAAGUAUAAUGUUCUUGUUA